ACUUUCUACCUUUCUCUCUCUAGACCACCACCAUCAUCAUCAGCGUCGGCUCAGUUUUCUCUCUCCUCAAUCCGCGCCGGGUUGAUAGCAUCUGUUAACCUAAUUCACCCUAAAUUCGAUUGUGGCUUGCAGAUCAUUAUAAACAAAACACCACGUUCUCUUGCUUUCUCAAGGAUUUCUGUUUGAUUUUCUCGAGAAAGUUAGGGUUGUCGUCGGGAGAGAUAAUAGCAGCAUGAGCUUUCAGGAUAUCGAAGCCGGCCGGCCUUUUGCUCCGAGGCGAAACCUAAUCAAUGGCAAGCAAGACCCUACACAGGCGGUAGCGUCGGGUGUAUUUCAGAUCAACACAGCCGUGUCUACGUUUCAGAGGCUCGUCAACACCCUUGGAACCCCGAAAGACACGCCCGAGCUCCGUGAAAAGCUGCACAAGACGAGACUGCAUAUUGGGCAAUUGGUGAAGGAUACAUCAACUAAACUUAAGCAAGCUAGUGAAAUAGAUCAUCAUGGUGAAGUUAAUGCAAGUAAGAAGAUAGCAGAUGCCAAACUUGCAAAAGACUUUCAGGCAGUGUUGAAAGAGUUUCAGAAGGCCCAACGGCUUGCAGCUGAGAGGGAAACAGCUUACACUCCUUUUGUUCCACAAGCAGUUCUUCCCUCAAGCUAUACAGCUAGUGAGAUAGAUGCCUCUGGUAAGAGCCAAGAACAACAGGCUCUUCUUGCUGAAUCAAGAAGGCAGGAGGUCUUGAUGUUGGAUAACGAGAUAGUGUUUAAUGAGGCUAUCAUUGAGGAAAGAGAGCAAGGCAUUCAAGAAAUCCAGCAGCAAAUUGGCGAAGUAAAUGAGAUUUUCAAAGAUCUUGCUGUACUUGUUCAUGAGCAAGGAACCAUGAUUGAUGAUAUUGGCUCCAAUAUUGAGAACUCGCAUGCAGCAACUGCACAGGCGAAAUCUCAAUUAGUGAAAGCUGCAAAGACCCAAAGAUCAAAUUCAUCUCUGACUUGCUUACUCUUGGUGAUCUUUGGAAUUGUGCUCCUCAUCGUGAUCAUAAUCCUUGCGGCCUAGUCAAAGACUGUCUAUAAUGGAUCAAACUCAACAUUUAAGAGGGGCAGCAGAUGACAUCUCCCUUGACUGAUUUUACUGAGGUUGUUUCAUCAGAUCUCACAGUUAGCUGGAGUUUGUGGCAUGUGUUGUCAGUACAUGAUGUGGGAUGCACACGAGUGAAAUAUGAUUUUGUGUGGAGUGCUUGUUCUCUUCUCCAAGUUAGUGUUUGGGUUUUAAGGAUGUACCACAAUCCGAUUGUUGGCUAACGAUUUACUUAUUUUAUUUUUAAUAAAAAAAAUUGCAUUCUUUGGAUGUACUUACCCCCGUUUAUGCAUUAGGAAGGUUGGCUAUGCUGAAUCUUUACCAAAA
Molecule: messenger RNA, 1399 nt
Organism: Neltuma alba
Lineage: Eukaryota; Viridiplantae; Streptophyta; Magnoliopsida; Fabales; Fabaceae
Product: syntaxin-22-like
Exons: 7
Coding region: 233-1051 (272 amino acids)
Biological process (GO): intracellular protein transport; vesicle-mediated transport; vesicle fusion
Cellular component (GO): endomembrane system; membrane; SNARE complex
Molecular function (GO): SNAP receptor activity; SNARE binding
Source: RefSeq, a predicted model, not a curated record